AUGACGACCCAGCAAGGAGCCAUUUCCAAGAGACGCAAGUUCGUCGCCGACGGUGUCUUCUAUGCCGAGCUCAACGAGUUCUUCCAGCGCGAGCUGGCUGAGGAGGGAUACUCAGGCGUCGAGGUCCGAGUCACUCCCACCGUGACCGACAUCAUCAUCCGAGCCACACACACCCAAGAAGUCCUGGGCGAGCAGGGUCGACGAAUCCGCGAGCUCACCUCUCUCAUCCAGAAGCGAUUCAAGUUCCCCGAGAACAGCGUCUCCCUCUACGCCGCCAAGGUCCAGAACCGUGGUCUCUCUGCCGUCGCGCAGUGCGAAUCCCUCCGAUACAAGCUGUUGAACGGCCUGGCCGUGCGAAGAGCAUGCUACGGUGUUUUGCGAUUCAUCAUGGAGAGCGGUGCCAAGGGUUGCGAGGUCGUCGUCUCUGGCAAGCUUCGUGCCGCCCGUGCGAAGAGCAUGAAGUUCACUGACGGUUUCAUGAUCCACUCUGGCCAACCGGUGAACGACUUCAUCGACACAGCCACCCGCCACGUCCUGCUGAGACAGGGUGUCCUGGGUAUCAAGGUCAAGAUCAUGCGCGGCAGCGACCCCGAAGGCAAGGCCGGCCCUCAGAAAUCCCUCCCCGACUCCGUCACCAUCAUCGACCCCAAGGAGGAGCAGCCCGUGGUGCAGCCCAUGUCGCAGGACUACGGCGCCAAGGCUCUCGCUGCUCAGCAAGCCGCUCAAGACGCUCGGGCGGCCCAAGAGAACGGCGAAGGUGCCGAGGAGACGUAUGCUCAGGAAUAA
Messenger RNA from Exophiala spinifera, 786 nucleotides. Its product is annotated as 40S ribosomal protein S3. Gene Ontology annotation, molecular function: structural constituent of ribosome; RNA binding. Gene Ontology annotation, cellular component: cytosolic small ribosomal subunit; nucleus. Gene Ontology annotation, biological process: translation. Bases 1 to 786 code for a protein of 261 amino acids. The transcript is spliced from 3 exons. Lineage: Eukaryota; Fungi; Ascomycota; Eurotiomycetes; Chaetothyriales; Herpotrichiellaceae. The record is from RefSeq and is a predicted model, not a curated record.